Messenger RNA from Cheilinus undulatus (humphead wrasse), 558 nucleotides. Its product is annotated as gamma-crystallin M3-like. The transcript is spliced from 2 exons. Gene Ontology annotation, molecular function: structural constituent of eye lens. Bases 1 to 558 code for a protein of 185 amino acids. Lineage: Eukaryota; Metazoa; Chordata; Actinopteri; Labriformes; Labridae. The record is from RefSeq and is a predicted model, not a curated record. Gene Ontology annotation, biological process: lens development in camera-type eye; visual perception.
AUGACAAUUGUACUCAAGUUAUUGUUGUGCUUACAGAUCAUCUUCUACGAGGACAGGAACUUCCAGGGUCGUCAUUAUGAGACCAGUAGCGACUGUCCUGAGCUGACCUCCUACCUGAGCCGGUGCCACUCCUGUAGGGUGGAGAGCGGCUGCUGCAUGGUUUAUGACCGUCCCAACUACAUGGGUAACCAGUACCUUCUGCGGAGGGGCGAGUAUGCUGACUACAUGAGCAUGAUGGGAAUGUCCGACUGCAUCAGGUCCUGCCGUAUGAUCCCCGUGCACAGGGGGCAAUACAGAAUGAGGAUCUAUGAGAGGGAAAACUUCACUGGUCAGAUGAAGGAGCUCUCUGAUGACUGUGAUAACAUCCAGGAGCGUCAUCGCAUGUCUGAGUGCCAAUCCUGCAAUGUCAUGGAUGGUCACUGGCUGUUGUAUGAGCAGCCCCACUUCAGAGGCAGAAUGAUGUACCUGAGGCCCGGAGAGUACAGGAGUCUCAGAGAGAUGGGCAUGAGCCUUUCAAGGAUCAUGAGCAUGAGGCGUAUCAUGGAUUCCUGCAACUAA